GAAUGGAGAAGAAGUCUGUAUGAAAUAUUGGCCUCCAAACGAAGGAGGCAAGGGGCAGUAUGGUGAAUACAAGGUCACUCUGCAGAUGGAAAAAAUCUCGAAAAACUUUGUAGUUAGAAAGCUUCACAUAACUCCUAAUGAUGGAAGGGAAGGCCGUGUUGUGACUCAGUUCCAGUACACUGCUUGGCCUGAGAGUGAGUGCCCUCCUGAUACUGGAUCAGUCAUUGAGAUGAUUGGCGAACUAACUAGAGCUCAAAUGAACUCUGGAAACAAAGUGAUCACUGUUGUAUGCAAUAAUGGUGCUGGUAGAUCUGGUGCUUUCUUGUGCUUACACUCUCAACUGGAGAGACUCAAAACUGAAGGAGAAAUUGAUAUAUUUAAGUAUCUCAAAAGUGCUAGGACCAAACUCAUUGGACUGCUGUCAGAUCCAGUGCAGUACGUAUUUGUUCAUGAAGUGAUUCUGUCUUACAUUGACUCAUUUGAUCUUUAUGCUAAUUUUAAGCGUGUCUAGUUUUUCUUGCUCCAAAAUUUUUAACAGAAUUAUCAUUGUAUACCAGGAUUGUAAAUAACAGAAGAAUUAUUAUUUUUACUAAUUAUUGUGUAUUUUUAUAAAUUUUUAAACGCCUACACACUGUUAAU
Molecule: messenger RNA, 639 nt
Organism: Amphimedon queenslandica
Lineage: Eukaryota; Metazoa; Porifera; Demospongiae; Haplosclerida; Niphatidae
Product: receptor-type tyrosine-protein phosphatase alpha-like
Exons: 4
Coding region: 20-511 (163 amino acids)
Biological process (GO): protein dephosphorylation
Molecular function (GO): protein tyrosine phosphatase activity
Source: RefSeq, a predicted model, not a curated record